Molecule: messenger RNA, 333 nt
Organism: Cooperia oncophora
Lineage: Eukaryota; Metazoa; Nematoda; Chromadorea; Rhabditida; Trichostrongylidae
Source: the annotation of a GenBank genome assembly
AUGAUUCUGUGGUUAUUGCUUUCAUUGUCGAUCACUGCAAAUGGUGCAUCCAUCCCACCACAACCGGUAAUUCCAACGGCAAGCGCUUGCCUACAAGGCUGUUUCGCGUCAGGAAGCAUCGUCAACGCCGCCUUCGAUCUACUCAACUUCAAGAGCAUCGCAGUUGACAUUGAGAAUUUCUGCAGUUUGAACUCCGCAUUGCUGAAAUGUGGACGGGAAUGUCCAUCGGAACAAAUACCCGAACUGGAGGCGAGGACCCAUGAAAGCUCAUUCAUUUGCAGUAAUAAAGUAGAAGAGUUCCGCCUGGUAUCUGGAUGUUGGGGGGUCAACUGA